AAAGAUCAAAAAAUCCCACAAAGGUUUUACAGUUACCAUUUCUGGCCGGUGGUACUACUCCCACAUGCACUUCCUUUUAUGCUGAAGGUUGGUCCUCAUCUAAUCUUCUCAGCCCUCAGAUAAAGCUGUAGGUGAAGUGCUUAUCUAGUUACGAGUAGUCUGUUUAGAAGCAGACCAUGUCGCAUUCGUCUUUGCCUGGCAGGGAAUAGGCCAGAGGUUCUCCCUGAAUGGUUGUUAAAAUGAACCAUGGUGCAGUGGUUUUUUGUCGGGGUGAAGGAUGACCUUCAGAGGAUACAGAGGUAAUCUAGUAAUCUAGGCAGGCUUUUCAUAACAAUAACAAAAUUCACCCCCUGAAUUUGCAAGUUCCCCUGCAGGUGGGCCCCACCAGCUACCACUGACCACAGCUGCCAGGACUGUCCAGCAGGCCAGGUGACCUUGGGCACACUGUAUUGCUCCUAAUUCUCAUUACCAUCUGAGCCAACCUCAGAAAAUAUGUUUAAGUGUUUGCUUUUAGAUGGUUUCUGGUUUAGAGUGAAGAAGGACAAUGAAGCAGGUUAUAAAAAAGCACUUAACAUUUACCCUGUUCAGAGUUUGACCUGUUUGAGCAUACCUUCUCUGUUGUGACAACUCUGUACAGGGAAGAAAGACGUCCUUUUCAACUCGAAGCAGCAGUUUCAGUGGCUGUUUCAAGUGUCACUUUCCAAAAGGAGAUAACAUCAAAGAAACAACACCUUAUAAGACCAGUAAUCAACUUGAAUUCAUGAUUUGUUGAGUUUCAUUAUUCUCUCAAUAUACAUUUAUCCAAAUCAUACUUCACACGAUGCCCUGUGUUCUGUGGCUACAAAACUGAGUGCACCUCUGCCCUUGAGGAACUUACUGUGCGGUGGGGAGAUGGCCCAUGAACUUCACUGUGGUAGGUGCACCUGCAGAAAUGGACAGAGCUUGAUAUGAGUUCAGAGGGGUAGAAUCCAGCUGGCCUCUAGUGGGGGCUCCUGAGAAGGGCUUGAGUUAAAUUUUGAAGAAUGAACGGGAGUGGCAAGACCAUGUGAGGGAAAGAGACUUCCAGGCAAAGGGACAGUGUGUGAAGUACGGGGCACACCCACCCACGGGCUGUUGGGAGAAGGGCAGUGGAUAGCUCCGGUGGUUGGGGUGAAGAGAGGGAGAUGAAGUUAAGGAGCUAGGCUGGCGGCAGAUCAGGAAGGCUUUGAGUACCAGGCCCGAGCUUAAAUUUUACCCUGAUAGCCGUGGUGGGCCACUAAAGGAUCUUGGGUUUGUUUGUGACUGGUUAGAUUGUGCUCUCAUGGGUGACCAUACAGUUGUGGCCAGAAUGGGCUGCUGAAGGGCUGCCCUGGGUAAAGGGUGCCUAACGGGAUACUGUAACACACCUAGCAAGACAAAAGGCCCAGUACCGAGGAAGGGCAGUGGGGAUCAAAAAGAGAGCAAGACCAGGAGACAAUUGGCUGUGGGAAUGGGAAGGGCUAGGGAUAAAAGAGGACUUAGAGAACACUCCAAGACUGGCUGACUGGCAGCUGGUAGGGCCAUGCCACACACAAUAUGCAGGAAGGGAGCAGGCCUGGGAAUGGAUGAUGACUUUGAAUACAGGGAUGUUGAGCUGAGGGUGGAUGAGACUUCCUGGGUAUAUGUUGAUCUGGAGCCAAGGAGAGCAAACUGGGUUCAAAAGCAUUCUGGGCACUUGUUCCUGUGUGGCACUGAAGCCAGAGAGUAGAGUGGGAGAGUGUAUGGAAUGAGGAAAAGAAGACCAAACCCUAGAGGUACCUAAUGUUUUAUGUCCAUAAAACACAGAGGAAAUAAAGUAACAAAACUGAUUAAUAAGCUCUUGCCUUUGUGGGACAUGGAGGCAGAAUAGUGGGUUUUUCAUUUCUGUCACAGAGCCCUAGUUUGUUGGUUAAACAGCAAAAUGGAAGAUACUAGAGUUACAAAAUCACACAAUUGAUUCCAGAGGCCUUCUUGUCUUGUAUGUUUAUUUGCCUUUUGGGAAGCUUCCAGAUUGUCACUCGUCUCAAAGGACCACCUUCCCUUCCAGACAGAGGGUUGGUGCUCUCAGACCUUUCUCGCAAUUAGAUCUCCGAAAUAAAACCUUCUGAGACAUAGAGACAGAUCCGAGGUUGCAGAGUUCUCUGGGUCCUCUUGCUCUCCUUCCAGGACUCCAGUUUCUGUGUAAUAGAUCAGCAUUAGCAGCUGGUGGGAAAAAUUCUUGGGGAUGCAGAGGCCAGGAGCGUAGUGCCCCCUCCCCAGUCUUUCUCCCACAGUGAGGGGCACACAGGAGAGGCUGAGGAAAGGCUCAUGUUGCAAAAGGAGUCUCUGUUUGCCCACAAGGCAGUGCAUGGCCCUGCAGGCCUGUGCCAACUUCUGGAUAAGUGCUGUUUGUUAGCAGUUACCUUUGUCUCUUAUGGAACCUACUCACUUGGAGCAUGUGAGACAGGAUCUCCUUCUGUCUUGUGCAGUUAAAUUCCCCCACCUGGCCGUGGGACCUUAUCUGUCUCAGCCAGGUAUUGCCCAGGGCUCUGCUGGCAGGGGUCACAUGUGAGCCAUUGUGGUUUCUCCCUCCAUCCCGCCCAGACUGCGCUCUCCCUUUACAGGUGAUUGAGAAGGCACUACACGUGGCUUGGCCUGUUUCCCAUAAUCUGAAACUGUGUGUUUGCCUAAUUGUUACACAAUUUUAAUUGGAUACCACACACACUAAGGGUUAUUGUUUACCUAUAGGUGAUUCUGUUACCAAUAAAAGCCCUUCUGCUGUGUAGUGUACUAAAUGUAUUCAUUACCUGUGUCCCCACCAAAAGUUUCCCUGGUUUCUGCCCCUUCAGCCUUUCCUUGUAUCAGUUUGCCAUCAUUCCCUGAUAAUCUUCUGUAAUUCCUUUUUCCUCAAGGAUUGUUCCAGCCUUCAUAACUUGGUUAACCUGUGGGCCUUAGAAAGAUCCAGGUGUAUACAUUAACUCCACCUGCCUCUGAUUUCUUUCCCUGCCUUCCUGGACUGUCCCCUCCCCACCUCCCAGCCCACAAGAGCAUUCUCCUUCCUCAGUGGCCCCAUGAACCCCAGGGCUCUGUCUUGGACCCUUUGGCUUCUUGGAGCCCAUGAAGCUGGACUGUAGAGCUGUCUUUGACUCUGCACCAUGAAUGACCCGCACCGGCCUGCCCACUUAAAGAGCUGAAGGGCUCCCCGGCCCCAAGUGGCCAUGCUCUCCAAGACCUGUCCUGUGCCCACGCUGUUUCUGCUGCUUCCUAGGCAAAGGCCUUCUCAGUGUUCAGGAUCUAACUGAGGCAGGUGCUGGCUUAGGGAGGCUUUCCAGGCCCAUCUUUCCUCACAGGCUGGGCACCCGACACCCUGUGCUUUUCUCUCAUAGCAUCUGCAUCUGAGUUGGCAUGGUCAGUACACCCGUGUCCCCACAUCCAGAAGCUCAUUGAGAGCUAGGGCUAGGCUUUACAUCUUUGUAUUCCAGCACUUGAUGCACUGGCAUUCAGGAAGUGUAUCAAAUGCCUAUUAAAAUGAUUAAACCUGAAAGAUUCCCUCCCACCCCAGCUCUGUUGUCAGGUCUGAAGAUACUUGACUAGAGCCUGCUAUGUGCCUGGCCUUCCAAGGCACACCUGUCACAGGCGCUUUGCUUGGAAUUCAGACCAGUCAAGAUUCUAGCUGCCAACAGCUGGGUUCUCUUCCUCUGCUUCUCAUUCCAUGCAGCUAGCUGAUUUCUCCUGUGCCCUUUGUGGUGGUUUCCCCAGACCUACUGCUGAGCUCAGAAGAUAAAUACCCCAGGUUAGCAGAGCCCCAUUCCAACCCCAGCCCCUGCCUGUGGGUAGACCAGACCUGGCUGGGAAAAAGGUGUUCUGCCCAAGAAUGGGAUUUAGGGAACCUUUUUGAGUGGCUGAUAAGGUUAGGAAUCUGCCCUGCUCAGGUCCCACCCAUAGGCUCAGGUGCCCUGGUAAGACCUGCAUUUGAACUUGUGGCCAGCGGCAGCAGUUGGCCAACCAACUGGCCUGCGGUGCUGUGACUAACACCUCCUUAAUAGUUCCACCCCUUUAUACCUGGCACGUGCCCUCCAUUGUGUGCCAUCAGCAAAGGGCCUACUAUCAAGUUCCCCGUUCUCUGGCAGCCUGGUAGUCACUGUUGGAAUGCCAGUCACCAGCAGUAUUUGAAAAAUCCCUUUGCUCUGCCUUCUCAUCGUGUGAAGAUGUCUGCUGGGAAGAUCACACCCCUAGAACAAGUUGGCGAAUAUUCCGUGUUGUUAUUAUUUAGAAUUAAAUUUUUCUCUUGGGCCUAGGUGGUUUGGGAUUUUCCUGAGUCUCCAUCUAUUUCCUUCUUUCAUUUCCACCUUCCUGGUGUGAGACACCAGGGCUCAAAAGCCACAAUACAGUAGAACAGCCGGACUCAUUGCAGACCAUCACCACAGUGUGCCAAGUUGAAACCAAUUUGAAUGAGGAGAGGUGGUGUGCAGGUAGGCCAACCUCAGCCCUGCCUGGGAUAUCGGAAGGGCUGAAAGGACUGGUGAAGGAGAGGGCAUUUGGGCCAAGGCUUGAAGCCAUUUGGCCUGAGGGGAGAAAGGAGAACAGGUGUGUUCUGCCUUUCUUACUUUCCACUGUCAAGGUUCCUGACGCUGCCACUGGAGGGCAGGUAGGGCCAGAUCCUGAAGGGGGGUCAGGGGCAGGAAAGGGCUUCAGGUAGAGUGGGGCAGAGCGGGUUGAGAGUCAGAGCUGAGUUGCACUGGUGUCACAGGGAGUAUGUGAAGGUUGGAAGACUUAAGGAAAGCCAUUGGAGGUAUGGGACUUGAGUUCACAAGAGAAAUCUAGGCUGAGAAGAGGAGGGACUGCAGCAAAAGGGACAUUUGAGGGACAAGAGCAUCAGCAGCAGGAGAGGUAAGGAGACAUAUACGAGGGAGGGGCUGCAGGAGGCCCAGGGAGAGGAGAGCUGAGAACAGUGGGGUCAGCACUGGGCGCUCCAGGGAGGUAAGGGCUCAGAGGUAUCAGGUCUGGCAGCUGGGUGGUGAAGGCGUGAAGGACGAGGAGGGAGGAGAUGGAUACAGCCUGCUCUCACCAGAAGCUUGACUGGGAAGGAAAGGAGAGACUUAGCUGGAGUGGAGUAUCGGGUGCUGUGUUUGGGGGUUUGGGGGCCUGUCUGUAAUGGCAGAGGGUGCACUAGAGAUGCAGGAGAGUUCAGGUCCCCAGGAGCUGAGAUCCAGGAUCAAGGGUAGGGGAAUGCAAACUGAGGGCCAGGGUCUGAGAGGAGAGUAGGCUCUUUCCUGACACCUGUUUCUGGAGGACAGUGAGAGGCGUGAAGCAGUAAGCUAGUGCGGGGAACCAGAGAGGGUGCUGGCGAGACGUGAGAGAAGGGCUGCCAGGUGGCUCUGACGGCCACAAGCAGGGUAGUCUGAUUUUUUCCCCUUUGCAGUUGGUGUGCAAGAGUGGAGAAGCACGCUGUCAGACUGGCUUCUUGUGGGGGUUUUGCCUGGUAGCUGAUACAGGAGCACAGGAGAGAUGGGAGCUGAGGCUUGGAGGGAUGGAUCCAGGCUGAGCAGACAAGUAAAGCCACGAAGGACUGCUCAAGUUGGGAGAGGUCCACCCUGAAGAUCCCAGCUAAAUUAGCCACCGCCCUCCAGACAUGCUGUGUGGUGUCCCUAUCUGAUCACUGUCUGCAAUUCUUAUGAAUGUUUUCGAUGCAGGAGAAACUGGAAUGAUCUGGUCAUUUACCAGAACUCACUGAAGCAAACCCUUGUGAUAUCUUGACAGUUGUACCAUCGCAGGCAGAAAGGAUAUAGCAUGGCAAACAGGUUAGCAGAAGAGCCUCAGAGAGGGGGCUGCUGGAUUUAGCUGCUCUUUGCCCCCUCCUAGCAGCCCAGAGCCUCCUCACAGGCACACCCUGCACGAUGGACUCCCCAGGGUACAACUGCUUUGUGGACAAAAACAAGAUGGACACCGCCAUCCAGGACCUGGGGCCCAAGGAGCUGAGCUGCACCGAACUGCAGGAGCUGAAGCAGCUGGCGCGCCAGGGCUACUGGGCCCGCAGCUACGCCCUACGGGGAAAGGUGUACCAGCGCCUGAUCCGGGACAUCCCUUGCCGCACAGUCACCCCCGAUGCCAGUGUGUACAGUGACAUUGUUGGUAAGAUCGUGGGCAAGCACAGCAGUGGCAGCCUGCCUUUGCCUGAGUUUGUGGACAACACGCAGGUGCCCAGCUACUGCCUGAACACGCGGGGCGAGGGCGCUGUGCGUAAGAUCCUGCUGUGCAUCGCCAACCAGUUCCCGGACAUCUCCUUCUGUCCUGCCCUGCCUGCGGUCGUGGCCCUGCUGCUCCACUACAGCAUCGACGAGGCCGAGUGCUUCGAGAAGGCCUGCCGCAUCUUGGCCUGCAACGACCCCAGCAAGAAGCUGAUUGACCAGAGCUUCCUGGCCUUCGAGUCUUCCUGCAUGACAUUCGGGGACCUGGUGAACAAGUACUGCCAGGCAGCCCACAAGCUGAUGGUGGCUGUGUCCGAGGACGUCCUGCAGGUAUACGCGGACUGGCAGCGCUGGCUGUUUGGGGAGCUGCCCCUCAGCUACUUUGCUCGCGUCUUUGACGUCUUCCUGGUGGAAGGUUACAAGGUGCUGUACCGCGUCGCACUGGCCAUCCUCAAAUUCUUCCACAAGGUGAGAGCUGGGCAGCUGCUCGAGUCAGACAACGUGAAGCAGGACAUCCGCACCUUUGUCAAGGACAUUGCCAAGACUGUGUCUCCUGAGAAGCUGCUGGAGAAAGCAUUUGCCAUCCGCCUCUUCUCUCGGAAGGAGAUUCAGCUCCUGCAGAUGGCCAAUGAGAAAGCUCUGAAGCAGAAGGGCAUCACUGUCAAGCAGAAGAGUGUUUCACUUUCUAAAAGGCAGUUUGUGCACCUGGCUGUUCACGCGGAGAACUUCCACUCGGAGAUUGUUAGCGUGAAGGAGAUGAGAGACAUCUGGUCGUGGGUCCCUGAGCGGUUCGCCCUCUGCCAGCCCCUCCUGCUCUUCUCCUCACUGCAGCACGGGUACAGCUUGACCAGGUUCUAUUUCCAGUGUGAAGGACAUGAGCCCACCCUCCUGCUCAUCAAGACCACGCAAAAGGAGGUGUGUGGAGCUUACCUGUCAACAGACUGGAGUGAGAGGAAUAAGUUUGGAGGCAAACUGGGCUUCUUUGGGACCGGAGAAUGCUUCGUGUUUAGGCUGCAGCCCGAGGUCCAACGCUAUGAGUGGGUGGUCAUCAAACACCCGGAGCUGACCAGGCCCGUGUCCGUGGAACCCACCACCACUCUUUCCUCACUCUGCCACUCCACGUCCUCAGACCCUGCUGACCGCCUCUCACCAUUCCUGGCUGCUCGGCACUUCAACCUGCCCUCCAAGACUGAGUCCUUGUUCAUGGCCGGGGGCAACGAUUGCCUCAUCAUAGGUGGAGGGGGCGGCCAGGCGCUGUACAUCGAUGGGGACCUGAACCGGGGCCGCACCGGCCACUGCGACACCUUCAACAACCAGCCGCUGUGCUCUGAGAACUUCCUCAUCGCUGCUGUGGAAGCCUGGGGCUUCCAAGACCCCGACACUCAGUGACAGGCGUAAGCCUCCAGUGGCCGAGCUGCUGCCGUUGGAGCCUGAAGCUUCUCCUGGGCCUCAUUGUGUGUUCAUGCCUGGAGAGGCCACCAAGGGAGGGGCCCUCUGACUGACCCGAAACCAGCCAGCUCCAUUUCCAGGGGCCUGCCCAGAGAAGCCUGGACCCAUGGAGUCUUCUUCAGCCCUCCUUCUCUCCAGCCUGGGGCCUCCUUAGCUCCCUGCAAGUCCCUGCAGCUGCCCCAUUUUGCUGCAGUGACCUGGGCCCCAGGAUCCCAUCUAGACCCCUCAGGGGCAUUCUCCUCUCCCAGCCCUUCCCCCUCCCCUUCACUGGGCUCCACACGCCCAUGCGCUGGGGCUGCACCUUCCCCAGCUCCCUGCCCACGUGGCUCCUUCAUGAUUCUUCCCACUGUGUAGCACAAGUUCUCCCUCUGCGUCCCUCUGCCUCCCUCUGCCAGUACUGUGGUUGGCCACAGAACGUGGUUUCCCCCACCCUCCCUGCCUGGCCCUACCCUGGGCCUAUGCACAGUAGGUGCCAAGUGAAGACUGGCCAGUGAGCAUUGCAGGGAGCGGCUCUCUCACCCUGUGACCUCCCUCAGCUGGUCCUGAGGGCCUGGGUACCCCAGCGGGAAGAAGGGAGAAGCAGACACCCAAGCGGCUGUACCGGGACCAGGGCAGCCUGGGCCACAGAUGCCAGGGGGUCUUGCCCCUCAGGUCGAUUCCCACUUGGCUCUACCCCUGUCAGUGUCCCCACACACCACACCCCUGUCCUCCACACUUUGCUUGCUCUUCCCGUGGGGCGCUCAUCCUCCUCUGCCCACCUGCUCAUGUCUCCCCUGAGCCAGGCCAUAGUGGUACAGAAAGAUGGACCAGGAACCCUGUGUGACUUUGAGCAAGCCAGUGAGCCUCCCUGGAACUGUUUCCCCAACUGUAAAAUGGGGCCAGUCACCCUGCUCUGCUGUCCCUAUAGGACUGUUGAGAGGCUGUGAGGGGGACAGUGACUUCCUGUGGAAGGGAGAGGUUCUGGGAAGUGGUGUCACAGCACCCCCCCCCCCCACUGCAGCCCUUGCUGUCUCCCUUCCUCUGAGCCCGCACAGCCCUCAUCUGUACUUCGGUGUUCAUUAAACAUGGUCUUGUUACAUGAACUCCAGGGAUCUGAAUCUGGUUUCUUCAACCAGAGGGGCCUCCAGGGGCUCCCCCCAGGCAUGCCACCAAGUGGGGUGCAGCCUCCUGCUUGUCAGUGUUCUAUCACGGGGAUGUCCUUUUAAAAACAUAGCCUUUCAGAAGCAGCUGAAGGCAUAUCUGAGCACUUUUCACACAGCUUCCUCUGCAAACUUCCUGAACCGAGGUGUUCUUUUGCUGGUGAGUAAGUCCAGAGGACUCUCUGUGACUGCCCCAAGGGCCCCUGCCCAACCUUCCCAGAGGUCUGGCCCACAGAGGAUAGUUGCUGCUUAGUCAUAAUUUCUGUAUCAUGAGAUCUUUGCAUGUGCAUGCAAAAUACUCAUUGUCUUUGAAUUUCAUAUCUUUUUACUUAUUUACUAAAACUAAAAGAUAUGUGUGAUUAUUAUCCUUAUUAUCUGAUAUUAGGUAUUCCCAAAUAUGGCAUAAUUUAUUUUGUUAAUAUUCUUUGUUAUUCCUGAUUAUUUAUCAUUAGCUUUUGAUGUUAAAAAUUAGCCAAAGUUUUAUGGAAUUGCAUAAUGAGUUAUCAUUUGUUUUUCUAGAAACAUUUGCAAGUUCGUUUUAAAAACAAAACAUUGAACAUAGUUUAAACCAGUCCAUUAAAUGAUUCAUCGAAGUGGACUGUAUGCCUUUAAGGCUUCAGAAAAUCAGUUUUCCAAAAAUAACUUAUAAUACAAAAGUAAGUCAUUUGUAUUUUAUAAAUUUUUCAGUUUUAGUUAUUUAAUUAAAAUUAGUAUUUCAAUUUUUCCUAUUUGUUUAAGUUCCAUGCUUAAAUUUUUUUACUUUUUCAAGGCAACUUAUUUUUAACACUUCUGAAGAUUUCAGAAGAACUUCAACUUCCUCUUAUCCAUUUCCUGAAGUGACAAAGCCUUUAUUAUACUCUCCUUACAUAUUUUAUAUUUCGUAGAUUAUUUUUAUAACUUUAUUUUGAAAUAAUUUUAGAUUUACAGAGGAGUUUCCAGGAUGGUACCAACCUCCUACAUACCCUCCCCAGCUUCCCCCAGAGUUAACAGCUCACAUUUAUCAAAACUAAGAAAUUAAUAUUAGUAUGAUGCUAGAAACGUAAACUACAGUCUUUAUUCAGAUUCCCUUUUUUGUUCCAGCAAUAGAUUUAAUUUUUAUAGAUACUUCCUUUCCCACAUUUUAUUUAAAUCCUGAAUGUCAUCAAAUACACAAGACUAACACUGGUCAAAAAAAAAUGGCCAGGCAGUACAGCGAAUGUCUCAAACAUGAAUUCAUAUGUCUUGAUUGUCCUCCCCAAAAUGUCCUGUUUGCAGAAGAGGUUACCAAGUGAGGCAGCAGUGCUGAGACUGCCUCACAGGUGCUUCACACUAUGCUGUCAAGUUAAUAGAAAAGUGUGUGGAUUUUAAAAAAUAGCCUGCUGUCAAAAAAAGAAAAAAAGCAUGACCUUUGUUAUAUUCAGGUCAGAUUGUGCCGGAAACUGUUAGGUGCAGUGUCACGUUACUGUCGCUAGGGCUGAAAUGCCUCCCACAUGUGCAGAGGCCCCCAUUUCACGUGACCAUAUGGAAUUUAUCAAGGCCGUGCUUGGGACAGAGGAAGCAGAAUCAGUGGACCCACUGUCAUGCAGACACUCUGACCCAUGUCAUGACAGAACACAACAAACAAAAGGCUUCUGCUUUAGAUCGCUGAAGCCCCAGGCAUGGCUGCUCAGCUCGGUUUGCCAGUUAUAAGCGCCCCUGGCCAGAGGCAGCCUACGGGUCUGAUCUCAUCCAUCGGUGCCAUCGAUAGCACGGGGAAGUUCACACAAUCCAAGCUGUCCUGUCCCCUGUUUUUAUCUUCCCGUGAAGACGGAGGGACACAUCUCUGUCCUAUUACUUCCUGAAGUGCAUUGACUGGCUAAGGACAUGUUUUGUCAAAAGCUUGCAAGCUAAAGAUGGAAGAGAAAAAAAGUUGUGUGACUAAUUUUACUCUCUUGUUCUUACGUAGGAUAGUUAUUGGUUGAAAAAUGGAUUGCUGGGCUGACAUUGUGGAGCAUUUCAAUGAAUGUAAUAGAAAUUCCAAGGACCUUGUGAAGAUACAUGUAGUGAGUGAAUGUGUGGCUUUGAAGCAAAAUCUAACUUUGGAAAAGUGAAAAUAAGUGACUUAGUAAUAUGUUUGGUCAGUGUUAAUUUGAGUCCUAAAUAAACAAAUGGAUCAACAUCA
This is a messenger RNA of Camelus dromedarius (Arabian camel), 10892 nucleotides long. RefSeq names its product TBC1 domain family member 24 (gene TBC1D24). The coding region runs from base 5874 to 7553 and encodes 559 amino acids. NCBI's taxonomy places the organism in Eukaryota, Metazoa, Chordata, Mammalia, Artiodactyla, Camelidae. Gene Ontology annotation, cellular component: nucleus. Gene Ontology annotation, biological process: response to oxidative stress. The record is from RefSeq and is a predicted model, not a curated record. The transcript is spliced from 11 exons.